AUGAAUAAGUAUUUGAAGGACAAAAUGAGUACACAGUAUAUAAAUGAGCCGUUGACGACAGGAAAGGUGAUUCUGCACACUACAGCUGGUGACAUUGAGAUUGAGCUAUGGACGAAGGAAUGCCCACUAGCUUGCCGGAAUUUCAUACAACUGUGCAUGGAAAAAUACUAUAAUGGCACGAUUUUCCACAGAUUGGUCAAAGAUUACAUCAUACAAGGCGGUGAUCCGACUGGAACCGGCCGCGGCGGUGAGAGCAUCUACGGUAGACCGUUCAAGGAUGAGUUCCACCAGCGAUUGCGGUUUAAUCGCAGAGGGCUUGUUGGGAUGGCGAAUGCUGGUAAAGAUGACAAUGGUAGCCAGUUUUUCUUCACAGUUGGUAACGAUGUUCGCGAUUUGGACAAGAAGCACACUCUCUUUGGCAAGAUUGUGGGGAACACAGUCUUCAACAUGUUGAAAAUGACAGAAUGUGGAGUAGAUGAUAAUGAAAGACCCAUGACCAUCCAUAAAAUCACUGGAGCUGAGAUAUUGACCAAUCCUUUUGACGACAUCAAGCCGAGAGAACGUGUCAAAGAGAAGAAAGAGAAGAAAAAAGAGAAGAAAACUGUUGAGACGAAAAAGCUCAAUCUAUUGUCGUUUGGUGAUGAAGCGGAAGAGGAUGAAAUGGAAGUGGAACAAGUAAAUCAGCAACUGAAAAAGAAGGGAAAGUCCGCUCACGAUAUACUUGCCGACGAAAAGCUCAGCAAGCAAGUGGCUGUAACUGCGGAUGAGAUGGCGGACUAUGAUCCAAAUGAAGACGUCGAACGCGACACGACAUCUGUAUCAGCUGUGCGAGCAAAAUUUGCAGCGAAGAGAAAGAUAGAUGAAGUCGAUGAUGAUGGAAAGGAUGAAGAUUUUGAGAGAAUGAUUGAUGAGGAGCGGAAAAGACAAGAAAAAGAAAAGAUGGAAGCAAUGCAAACGGAGCUGAAAGCUAUGCAGAAAGAGUAUGUAAAAGCCUUAAGAAAGCCUAAAGAGAAAGAUGAUAAAGAGGAGGAAGAGCCGCAGACUGAAGGAAUGCAAAUGUAUACUAGUCUGAAGCUAAAAUUUAAAUCAAAAUCCAAAAACAUCGUGAGGACAAAAGAUCCGCAUCGAGAAGAACAGACUAUGAGCCUGCUGGAGCGAUUUAAGAAGCGCUUGUCUGCAUCAAAUCAGUCUGCUAUCUUACACGACAAGAAAAUAGAGAUCAAAGAAGAUGAAGAAAAGAAGGAAGGUGAAGAGGAAGAAAAGAAGUUUGGCAUAGAUCUGGACGCAGAGGACAUCGUGGGAAAUGAAUGGAUGGUCCACAAAUUUGAAGCCGAAGACGAAGAUCCAAAACUAUCGAAAGCAAAGGAUGCUAAUUUGAGGGAAGAGAGUGAAGACUGGUACAGUAUCACCGAUCCCCGGAACAAGAUGAAUCAACGGAGACGGGGAGAAAUCUGAUUUUUUUGUUGCUGUGAUUUGGGAUUUGUUGAUUGUUGUGAUCUCUGCUAUAA
Cylicocyclus nassatus is the source of this 1508-nucleotide messenger RNA. NCBI's taxonomy places the organism in Eukaryota, Metazoa, Nematoda, Chromadorea, Rhabditida, Strongylidae. The record is from the annotation of a GenBank genome assembly.